Phytophthora sojae is the source of this 1410-nucleotide messenger RNA. RefSeq lists its product as hypothetical. The transcript is spliced from 2 exons. NCBI's taxonomy places the organism in Eukaryota, Oomycota, Peronosporomycetes, Peronosporales, Peronosporaceae. The record is from RefSeq and is a predicted model, not a curated record. The annotation marks the transcript as partial.
GAAGGCCGAGCAGAAGUCAAGCUCACUCUGUCUGGAGAGUUGGUGUACAAGUUCCGUGUGUGGGUUGGAGAUCUCUCAGGACAAGACGUCAUUCUCGGCAUGGAUUUUAUGGUUCCUGCGGGGGUGAGGUUGGACCUGGCUGACGGAACGCUCUGUCUGCCGGACGAAGUUCGCAUCCAGAUGACCGACCGUAAGCCGCUGUAUAGCAGCAAGGCUGACGCGGUCUACGCAACGGGAUUCCAUGAAGUCGGUCCUGGCCAAUGGACAGAGAUCUCACUCAAGUCCCACAACAAGCGGUUUGAACUGUGGGUAACGAGAGGGGAAAAAUGGGUGAUCACGGUGGUGAAUGGUGGAUUCAGUAACAAGUCAUACCUCCGGAUCACCAACAUCAGCACGAGCCGCCUGGUACUGGAUCGUUUGGUGUGUUUGGCAAUCUGGUUACCCGUUGGGCAGAUCCCGCGUCGACCUGGAUUCGCUAGGAAGGAUUCAAACCGCUAUCGGGAGUGGCAAACACUUGCGUUCGAAGCAGCUGUGGACACUGGAGAUGCAAACGUAGCGGAAGUUGAAGAGUCUGGACCGCUGGUCGAGCGUCCUAGCUACCGGACUCCGACUGCGAUUUUAGCACGGCCUCGACAAGUGAAGACCGUUGAAGCAGCAGCAACGUCAGAAGAAUGCACACGACUCACACUGGACGACACACAUCCUCAAAUGCAGCUGAUGAAAAGUUCGACUGAUCCGACUAGGGUGACCGAAACCGAGGAGGACGUGAUCUCUACCGAUCCCGGUCAGACCGACGACGAGAAAGAAGAGGAGCCGGUGAGCGGAAUGCUCCCAGUGACCCAGGCCGAACCAAGCCAAGGCGGAGAUGCAACCGACAUGGAUGAAGCGAAGAAUGUUCAUGAAGGGGCCGAUCUCACUGCGGAAGACAUCGAAAAGGAGAUGGCGGUGUUACCAGAGAUCUCCCUGACGGCAGAAUUUAAAGGGGAAGAUCUCAAGGUCGGGGAUCCAACUGAGAACACAGCAGAGAAGAUUGAUCGUCUGCGUGAUAUCAUUUGGGAGCGGCGUCACCUUCUCAUCGGCAAAGGGAAUGCUUUACCCCCUGCGGCGACGGGGGCGAUCUGUGACAUCGACGUUGGUGGUACACGACCGGUGGCUCAGCGUUGUCGCCGGAUCCCGCCUCAGUUCCGUGAAAAGGUGUUCCAACUCGACAAGGGGCUACUGGGGGCGAAGAUUAUUCGGAUCUCCACUUCUCCUUGGGCGUCUCCGAUCGUUAUCGUCGUCAAGAAGUACGGCGUGGACGUCCGACUCUGUAUCGACUACCGUCUGGUCAAUGCUCUGUCACGACUGAUGAUCUACCCCAUGCCGUUGAUUGACGACCUCCUCGAAGAUCUCGACAGUUUGCUGUGGUUC